Salvia hispanica is the source of this 697-nucleotide messenger RNA. The record is from RefSeq and is a predicted model, not a curated record. NCBI's taxonomy places the organism in Eukaryota, Viridiplantae, Streptophyta, Magnoliopsida, Lamiales, Lamiaceae.
ACACCCUCUUCUUUCCAUUUAUCACAUAAGUCUCUUGAUGUAUAUGGAAAUGUCUCCUCUUCGAAGAGCUUAAUCCAAAUUAGUAGAAAAAAAGAACGAGAGAGAGAGAAAAGGCUUGAGAGUGAAUGUGAGUCUAAAAAGCCAAGAGAGCGUGAUAAAAGACAAGAGUGUGAGGUGCAAAAGUCAAGAGAGAGUGGUGGGGGUGAGAGAAAAGAAAAAUAUCAAAUGAGAGAAAAACCACAAGCACAAGUGAGUAAAGGGUGCUUGUUAGAUUCUAAGGUCAACCUUGGGUGGGCACCAAAUGAUCCUUUGCCUCUUGCCCUUGGUGAGGAAACUAAACCCUUACCCACUAACACUUCUUCUAUGUCUUUUUGUGUUCAUGAAUUUGUAGGAAAUUUAAUUGAAGGCAUGGAAGUGAGGCAUCAUGUUGUACAUGGCUUGGAAACUACUCACCCGGAGAAGGAACAAGAGGAACGAGGGCAAGUGGAUGAACUCCUUGCCCAAGGUGUACGGAAUCCGGAUUUGAGGGCAAAUCCUUUCCAAGAAGGGGAGGAUGAUAUGACCACGGGUGCUCGACGUCAAGGGUCCUCCCUUCGGCGUGAACCAUGGGUUGAUUGGGGCCCAAGGAUGAAAGAGAAGACAUGCCAAGGAUCCAAUAAAUCUAGAGGGCCUCCCGAGGAUGCGAGGAAUAGAGAAG